AAUAGCUUUGAUGAAACUGAAAUAUAUUUAAUUUUUUUUUUCAUAAGAAGAGGAAUCAUUAUGACUGUACAUGAUUCAUUACCGAACCGAAAUAACAGGUUUCUACUUUUAGUAAGAGAUCCAACUUAUCAUCAUCCUCCAUUUUCUCUCUCUGUCUGUCUCUUCCAGCUUCUCAAAGUUGCUCCAUUUGUUGAUUCUCUCAUCUUCUUCUUCUUUUAUCUGCUGAUCCUAAGCUUACCUGUCUCCUCUAUUCUCAUCGUUGAGAGUCAAUAACAUAACCUGAGUUAUAUCAUCUGUUUUGGGAUCAGAACUGAAUGGACCUUCUUCGAUUAGGAGAUCAAGGUCUCUCUUCACCUCAUAAAAGAAGAAAGUGGCUGAUCUUGAUGGCAGUUUCCUGCGUCUCCGGUUAUGGAGUCUACAAGGUUUAUCAUUCACUAUCUGUCACCACCAAGAGGAAACGUUUUAUAAAGAUCCUCGGAGCUUUCCUCUCUGUAGCGGAGUUAAUCUCUGACUCAGCCGAGACCAUGACCACCGUGUCUCAAGACGUGAAGAGAUUCCUCAACUCUGAUUCCGACAAUAUCCCAAACAGCUUGAAACAGAUCUCAAAGAUCGCCACGUCAGAUGAGUUCACGAGCUCUCUCUCUACGGUUUCUCAGGCUGUAACUGUUGGUGUCUCUCGUGGUAGGUCCAGCUUUGAGUCUACAGGGACUGGUCCGGAGCCAAGUCUUGUUGAUAGAGUGGUUGAUAAGGCUUUCUCAGAGGAAGGAGAUAGGUUUCUUUCCGCUGUAGUUGGUAGCUUUGCUAAGAAUCUUGUUCUGGGUUUUCACUCCAAGGAUGUCAAGAAUGAUUCUGAGGAGAUGACUCCUCAAUGGGUGAGAUUGCUUGGUGAUGACAAGUGUAGAGAGCUUUUAUCUGACUGCAUUGAGAGAUUCACCAGCACUGCAGUGUCUGUGUACCUCGACAAGACGAUGGACAUCAACACUUAUGAUCAGAUCUUUGAGGGCUUGACGAACCCGAAACACCAGGACAGCGUUAAAGACCUUCUUGUUACAGUCUCUAGUGGUGCUCUCCAAACUAUCGUCAGGACCUCUCACGAUGUCUUUACAUCUUCUUCUUCUUCUUCUUCAAGAUCUAAUAUAGAAGAGAUCAAGACAAGGUGUUAGGAACUCUCUUAAUCACUUUUAGUCCUUUGUUAGGUACACAAAGAUUCAUCAGCUUCCUUCUUGUUAUAUUAGUCAUAGUUUGGAGCUGAAAAAACAAUUUACUUAAUUUUGUCUUUGUAUGUGCACAUACUGAUGAUUCAAUAACAAAAAAAAGACAUGCCGUUUCACAAUUAAAUAGUUUUAUAACUUAUAACCAACCUAAUGUUCUAUAAUCUAGGCUUUGAGAUGGGGGUAUAGACCUCUAAGCUUAAUCACAGCAGUUGUAAACGCAUGCAGUCUAAAUCAUAUACGUCUGAACAACCUGCCGUUUUCUAUACGUAGCAAAGAAACAGAAGGAUCAGAGUCACGGUGAC
Molecule: messenger RNA, 1516 nt
Organism: Brassica oleracea var. oleracea
Lineage: Eukaryota; Viridiplantae; Streptophyta; Magnoliopsida; Brassicales; Brassicaceae
Product: protein PHLOEM PROTEIN 2-LIKE A10-like
Exons: 1
Coding region: 315-1163 (282 amino acids)
Source: RefSeq, a predicted model, not a curated record